GCUUCAAAGUCUCCAAUUGAACUUUUUUGGAUGCUGGGGUUCCGCUGGCGAAUCAGAGAAGACGAAGCUUCAGCCACAAUCCAGCAAGAAUACCAGCCACAUCAAAGUGGGUCGCGACCCUGAUCCGCUCCGGCUGUGGCUCGUGCGUCCGUCACCUCUCUGUCGGGGAGCCAAAGACGGCGACAACUUCACCUAAGGUACCUCCCGCGCCGUCGCGAGAAACAACCCAGACCCGCUCGGCAGUGGACGCAGCUCGCCAGGAUGAAUCGCAAAUCAAUACUCUUGCUGCUUCUAUGCAGCUUCGUCGCUCUUGUCAGCGCAAACUCAGCACCAACAUUCUGCAAAUGCACCUGCUUCAAAAACAGCACCAUCGUCGCCCUCGGCCCCCAACACGCUGAUGGCGAAUCACCAGGCAACGCACCUCCCUCUAGCCGCGACUCCUCCUCCUCGUCACUUCUCAACAAGCGCGCCGCCUCCUCCUCCUGCUCGCAAUGCACAAAGGCUUUUUGCCUCAGCCGCGGCAUCGACUUCUGUAGCAAGGCCAAGGACGAGGAUGUCCAGACCAUGUGCUUCCAGCGCGAUAGCAACAAGGACCGCGUUAUUGUGUGGGGGUUCCUGCUGGGCACGUCGGGAUUGCUGGGCUGGGCUGUGUUUAAGAGGGCGAAUGAGCUAAGAGAGGGGAAGAGGGCGGCUGAUGCUGCUGCUGCUUCUGGGGGAAGGGGGGAUUAUAGCCAGCUUUCGCCUGCGAGGCCGAAUUGAUUUGGGAUCUGGCCAAGGGGUAUUGGGAUCUGGGAAUGGCGUUUGGGCGGUGUGAUUUGGUUUGGGGUUAUGGGUGAGGUUUAUGUAGGAAUAUCACGGGACGGAACGGCAUUAGCCUGUUUGCAUCACCAAAGUUUACGAAGUUGAUGGAGACUCAAAA
This is a messenger RNA of Colletotrichum acutatum, 919 nucleotides long. RefSeq lists its product as uncharacterized. The record is from RefSeq and is a predicted model, not a curated record. The transcript is spliced from 2 exons. Bases 262 to 759 code for a protein of 165 amino acids. NCBI's taxonomy places the organism in Eukaryota, Fungi, Ascomycota, Sordariomycetes, Glomerellales, Glomerellaceae.